Penicillium macrosclerotiorum is the source of this 2694-nucleotide messenger RNA. RefSeq lists its product as uncharacterized. Lineage: Eukaryota; Fungi; Ascomycota; Eurotiomycetes; Eurotiales; Aspergillaceae. The record is from RefSeq and is a predicted model, not a curated record. The transcript is spliced from 3 exons. Bases 1 to 2694 code for a protein of 897 amino acids.
AUGGUGAAAGCGGAUGUCCGUAAGGACUACUAUGCCGACCUGGGCCUGCAACCCAGCGCGGAAGCGGAGGAUAUCAAAAAACAAUUUCGGAAACUAGCUCUCAAAUACCACCCUGAUAGAAAUCCCGGGCGGGAAACGGAGUUCAACGCCAAAUUCCAGCUCAUCCAGGCUGCUAAUGAAAUCCUCAGCGAUCCAAAAAGACGGCUAGAUUAUGACAAAGAUCGCCUCCGUGCCGGGUAUGGUAAAUUCUACGAACCAAGCAGUCAGCGCAAACCUCCACCGACUUCCUUUACUGCCCCUAAACCAGCGAGAUAUCCAUUUCCGAGUCGUCCUUAUCCAUAUAUGAAUGGAGCCUCUGCAGGCGCCAACAGAUAUGGUGCGCAUGCGAGAGCAGGCGCGAGUCAGUGGCAACAUUCACAGGACGAGGAACAGACACGGGCCGAUGCGUUCAAAGGUUUCCAUAACAUGAGAACACCUAAUUCUCGAGGAUCUGGCCCUCAAUCUGGAGGAGCCCCAAGACAGCAUAAUACGCCUUUUGGAAACCAGCGUCCUAAGUCCGCUUAUGAAAAGACUUACCGUGAAAACUCGAAGACUCAGAGCCCCUCAAGUCCGAACUCGGCUAAGAAGAGAUAUGGGUUUGCUCCCGGAGCCGCUGACGGGGAUGAGCCACCAGCCCGUAAUACUUCGUCAUAUACAAAUAACCGGAGCGAAAGACCUAGCAGCAUGUAUUUUGACCCUGCACCUUCGCCAACCGCGAGGAAACCUGCGGCCCCCGAGCCUCCACUUCCCCAGGAAUUUGAACGGAGUAGUAGUCGCUAUGCUAGGACAGGAGGCGAGAAGACGUUUUUCACAAGCUCUGGACUAGGUCGAUCAUCGACCGUACGCACACCUUCGGGCUCAUAUCAUACCUCGAGUGCACGAACAAAUCCAUCUAGCCCCAAUCCUUCACAGCCGGAACGUCAUCGCAGUGCCAGCCCCAAGACCCGACGGGAUCGUUCCUAUUCAUUCUCUUCAACCUCUAGUGAUCUGGAUGACGAAAUCGAAGAAGAGCCGCCCCGCCCCAAGGCUGUACCAAAAAGUCGACUUCGUCCCAAUCAGAAAUUCAAUGGCUUCUAUGAACAAGAAGAUCAUGACCUAGGCACAGGUCACAAUUCGGAUAGUGCCGCAUUUGCCAGAGGCUCUUAUCGUCCCGAGCAACAGACAUCUACCUCUAAGUAUGUAUUUCUUUUUCCGUACCGUGGCUGCUCGUCAUCUUAUCUUUUUUUUCGCAGAACCGAUGCUUCCCAGAACGCGACUGGACCACAGCCGGCCGAAUUCGCGCGUCGCAGCUCUCAUAGUCUACACAAAAAGUUCUCUGCGGAUGACUGGAGAGAACACUUAAAUACCUUCGAUUUCCUUGGAGCUGCCUCCAAAGAACGAACCACAUUUCGCAGAUCGCCCACUACCCGGGAUCGAAGCCGAACAACAACCCAGGCCGAUUCGGCACCGCCGCCUUCAUCAUCGGCAAACCCACCUGGUGUGAGCUCAUUUGAUACGACAUCUUCAGACCGGCCAGCACCUGCACCAUUUGCACAAGCCAAAUUCUCGGCAGAUCACUGGGCUGCAAAACUCAACAAUCUCUCUUGGGAUUUUUCACAGACAGACAAAACCCAAAAUGCGGGCAAUACUCCACCGUCUCCAAAGAAGCACUCACGACCAGCCACCAGAAUAAGAAGUACUCCCCAGCCCACGAAGGUCACAACCGAGGCGGAAGAGGCCCAGGCAACUGUCGACGGCAAAAGCACACCUACUGAGCCUGAGCAGUCGGCGCCGCUAAACCCGGAACCCAUGGACAUGGAUAUUGAUGAUGAGGUGUCUUCCAUGCCACGAUCUACCACCUCUAAAUCUGAGUAUGCCUCUGCUGCUAGUGGUUCUCGGAAUACCAGUUAUCCAGACCUUUUUGCGCACAAUGCAGAAAAUACAUUUGCAAAUGCGCAGAAGUCACAGCCUCCUUCGCGCACAGAAAGCAAUACCGCCAGCGCAGAAACUCGAAAUCCGCUUUUUGAUCUUGAAAACCUCCGGAAUACCGCCCCAUUUACCACAACCAACAACAGUGGCAUCGAGAAUCUCAAGGAUGUUCACGCUACACUACCUUUCGAGUCACGCGCGAAGCAGCAGACUACAACUAAGCGUGAUAUUCGCCCACGGUCACUUGACUUACCAAACCCUCCCAAGCGCCCUUGGGCGCCUACUGCUGUUCCCAUUGGACCUGGAUCGCAACAGUUCUAUCUUCCCCGAGAAAAGUGGAACUGGUAUGUAUCAGCCAUGAGCACCUACAUGCACGAGUGGAAUGCCUUCAACCGCCGCAUGUUACUUCACUUCAAUACUCGCCAGGAAGCAAUUCAGACAGGACUUGCACCCGGCUGGAUCAGCGCUGUGGGCGACACGGGUCGCCUGAAGAUGAAUGGCUCUGGUGGCGACGGCGAUGAGGAUGAGGACACCAGUGAAAUCCAAGACGAUAUAGAUCCGAAGGCGAGCGAUGAAAGCCUAGUCCCAGGCAGUGCCAAGGGCGGGUUUAGUGCCUACCUUCGAGGUAUUGAGGAAGAUAUUCAAGUUCGGAAACAUUGGGAAGUGGCGUGUGAGCUGCAUCGUGAGUGUAUUCUUGACCUCGGGCGGCUACGGGAGUGGAUCCGCAAUGGAGGCAAAGUGGCAUAA